CGCUUACCUGUGCGGUGCCUCCUCCAUUAAUUGCUUCACACCACUUCGAGAUCUCUGUGGCUAGCUGCAUGCGUAGUCCGUAGUCCGUGUCUAUAUAUAGGCUAUCUAGACGGCUUGGCACUCCACUUAGCUUGGAAGCUAGAGCUAGCUCGAUCGAUGGCGAGGUGGAGCACCGUUACUGCCGCAAUGGCGUGCCGCUUCCUGGCAGUCGUCGUCCUCCUCCUUGCGGUGGCGCCGCUAGUCCCGGCUGACGCGAGAGACGUGCCUGCCACGGCCACCGCCACCGCCAAGACCACAAAGACAACUGCGACGACCACGAGUGCUAAGAACGUCGGCGUGGCUGCGGCCGCACCGGCCGGCCUCGGCGACCAGAAGACCUUCCUGGGCAGCGGCCUGGGCGGAGGCUACGGUGGCGGCAUCGGGGGCUUCGCUGGUGCCGGCGGGGUUGGAGGCCUGGGUGGAGCGGUGGGUGGCAUCGGCGGCGUCCUCGGAGGCGUCGGGGGCGGCGUGGGAGGGAUCGGGGGCGUCGGUGGCCUCGCUGGCGUGGGAGGCGUCGGUGGGCUUGGCGGAGCAGGCGGUGGCGUCGGUGGACUUGGCGGCGCAGGCGGGCUCGGCGGUGGUGGCCUCGGUGGGCUCGGAGGAGGCGGUCUGGGCGGUGGCUCCGGUGGACUCGGCGGCCUUGGGGGUGGCUCAGGCGGACUCGGCGGGCUUGGUGGUGGCUCGGGCGGGCUUGGUGGCCUCGGCGGUGGAGUUGGCGGCCUGGGGGGUGGAGCUGGUGGCGGCGGCCUGGGAGGUGGUGCCGGUGGGCUCGGCGGGGGCAUCGGCCACGGCUGCGGUGGCUGCAUCCAUCCGUGACCGGUCGAUGUUCAUCCAUUACGUACGUUGCCUGCAUGCAUGGAUGGUGCAUGCGUGCCGAACGGUCAACGGUCAAGGUCAUGGUAGGGUCAACGGUGCAUGCAUGCAUGCAUGCAUGCGUGAUUGUCAGUCAGUAGGAAGUGUAUCGACGUACUACGUGUUUGAUGAUGUGAUGUUGCAAUAAUAAGGAUGCAUGCAUGCAGCUAGGUUAUGUAUAUUAGCUGGUAAUCAAUUAAGUACGUACGUACCCUAGCCUGGUAAGCUCGAUCAUGUUGCUAGCUCUUAGUAUUUCUCCCUCUUCGUGUAUGCUAGCUCCUCGGUGUCCCUCUGUGUGUAAUGAAAAAUAAUUUAAACUUGUCGUUUUGAUA
Molecule: messenger RNA, 1223 nt
Organism: Aegilops tauschii subsp. strangulata
Lineage: Eukaryota; Viridiplantae; Streptophyta; Magnoliopsida; Poales; Poaceae
Source: RefSeq, a predicted model, not a curated record